Phyllostomus discolor (pale spear-nosed bat) is the source of this 3209-nucleotide messenger RNA. RefSeq names its product protein tyrosine phosphatase non-receptor type 5 (gene PTPN5). Gene Ontology annotation, biological process: protein dephosphorylation. The record is from RefSeq and is a predicted model, not a curated record. Gene Ontology annotation, molecular function: protein tyrosine phosphatase activity. NCBI's taxonomy places the organism in Eukaryota, Metazoa, Chordata, Mammalia, Chiroptera, Phyllostomidae. The transcript is spliced from 14 exons. The coding region runs from base 537 to 2132 and encodes 531 amino acids.
GAGAGCCGAAUCCAGGAGAGGGGGCUCCCGAGAUCUGGGUCAGGAAUUAAGGGUCUGCGACGCGGCCCCACUCGGGCCCUGGGCGCCCCUGGAGCUCCCCGGCUGUCAGCCCCGCUAGCCCUGCGCAAUUCCUGGGAGCGCCGCAAGCCCGCCCGCAGGCGGGGCGGAGCCGGGGCUGGGUUGGGGGUGCCGAACCCACCCGGCGGCUGCGCCUGCCACUCCGCAGCUGAGGUGCAUUUGGUGCGGCGGUCCGGCGAAGGAGCGCGCACCGAGCAGGGGACAGAGCGUCGGGCGGACAGACCGACGGACGGACGCCCCCGCACACGCAGACGCACAGAGCUCGGGGCGGCCCCCGUCACACACAUACACACUCGCGCAGACACUUACAGGGACACACGCAGAUACACGCACACUCGCGCGCGCACAUCCUCCCGCCAGCCAGCCUGCCCGCCCGUUCGCCGGCGCCCGGAGCCCGCUCUGGCCGGAGGGAGAGAGAGAACCACGCCGCUGAUGACUCCGAGGCAGGGGCCCUGGACAUGUGCUGCAGUGAGAGGCUGUCGGGUCUCCCCCAGCCGGUAGUGAUGGAGGCCCUGGACCAGGCCGAAGGACUCACGGCCUCUCCGAGAGAAAUGCCACCACCACCCCCUCCUUCACCGCCCUCAGAGCCAGCUCAGAAGCCGCCACCUCAAGGCACCGGGAGCCACUCCCUCACUGUCAAGAGCAGCCUGUGCCUGUUAGCUGCCUCCCAGUUCCUGCUGGCCUGCGGGAUGCUUUGGCUCAGCGGCUAUGGCCCCGUCUGGUUGCAGAAUGCCACCCUCCUGGAACAGCUGGGACCCGCGGCCUGGCUGGGUGUGGGGACCUGGGACGUCCCCAGUCUGCUGCUGGUCUCCGUGUCUGUGCUCCUCGUUACCACCCUGGUGUGGCACCUCCUGAGGGCUCCCCCAGAGCCACCCACCCCAGAGCCCCCUGAGGACAGGCGCCAGUCGGUGAGCCGCCAGCCCUCCUUCACCUACUCGGAGUGGAUGGAGGAGAAGAUUGAGGAUGACUUCCUGGACCUGGACCCCGUCCCUGAGACUCCUGUGUUCGACUGCACGAUGGACAUCAAGCCCGAGGCCGACCCCGCCUCACUGACCGUCAAGUCCAUGGGUCUGCAGGAGAGGAGGGGCUCCAACGUCUCCCUGACCCUGGACAUGUGCACGCCUGGCUGCAACGAGGAGGGCUUCGGCUACCUGAUGUCGCCCCGUGAGGAGUCAGCCCGGGAGUACCUGCUCAGUGCCUCCCGCGUCCUUCAGGCCGAGGAGCUCCACGAGAAGGCCCUGGACCCCUUCCUGCUGCAGGCGGAAUUCUUUGAGAUCCCCAUGAACUUUGUGGAUCCGAAAGAGUAUGACAUCCCUGGGCUGGUACGGAAAAACCGGUACAAAACCAUCCUUCCCAACCCUCACAGCAGAGUGUGUCUGACCUCACCAGACCCCGACGACCCUCUGAGUUCCUACAUCAACGCCAACUACAUCCGGGGCUACGGUGGGGAGGAGAAGGUGUACAUCGCCACGCAGGGCCCCAUCGUCAGCACAGUCGCCGACUUCUGGCGCAUGGUGUGGCAGGAGCACACGCCCAUCAUCGUCAUGAUCACCAACAUCGAGGAGAUGAACGAGAAGUGCACCGAGUACUGGCCGGAGGAGCAGGUGGUGCAUGACGGUGUUGAGAUCACCGUGAGGAAAGUCAUUCACACGGAGGAUUACCGGCUGCGGCUCAUCUCCCUCAGGAGCGGGACGGAAGAGCGAGGCCUGAAGCAUUACUGGUUUACGUCCUGGCCCGACCAGAAGACCCCAGACCGGGCCCCCCCACUCCUGCACCUGGUGCAGGAAGUGGAGGAGGCUGCCCAGCAGGAGGGGCCCCACUGCGCCCCCAUCAUCGUCCACUGCAGCGCAGGGAUUGGGAGGACUGGCUGCUUCAUUGCCACCAGCAUCUGCUGCCAGCAGCUGCGGCAGGAGGGCACGGUGGACAUCCUGAAGACCACAUGCCAGCUCCGUCAGGACAGGGGCGGCAUGAUCCAGACCUGCGAGCAGUACCAGUUUGUGCACCAUGUCAUGAGCCUCUAUGAGAAGCAGCUGUCCCGCCAGCCCCCAGAGUGACCUCCCUGCCCCCCCACCGAGGUCCUCCGGGCACCACCCAGCCCGAGUCUGGGCCCUCACCCCAGCCGCACCUCCAGGACCCUGCGUCAGGUCCUGGCCUGCUCCCUGCCCCGCCCCUCCUGCUUCCUCCUCUCCAGCCUGGCCCCUGCCCCCGCCCCCCACAGCUCUUCCUACUGUAUAUACUGGGGGUGGGGCAGGGCGGGGGAGGGACGUGCCAGGCCAGGCCUGGGGCCCCAGGGCCUGACCCACACCACGCAGACCUGGGGCCUCGGUUUUUAACGACGGUUCCAUUGCUACUUGAUUCACAAUGUUUCUGUGCCGCACUCCGAGUGUCCUGCCACGGCGUGUCCUGUCUGUCCAUCCAUCUCUGCUGUCUGUACCGGACACUGUGUCUCCUCAGCCUGGGGAAGGGGUGACGUGCUCCAGCCCCUGAGUGGCCCAGCCAGAGCUGCCUGGCACGGGCCCCGACCCCACUCCUUCCAACGGGCAGGUGGCGUUUUGCCCCCAGUUACUGGGACAGGGUGGGGAGAAGGGCCUGAGGAUCUGGAAGUCAGGCCUGGGGAGCUCCCAGAUGGGGAGAGAGGUCUCAGCAGGGGUCGAUGUCUCUGGGUCGGGGUGCAGGAGCGUCACAACCCGGGUGGCCUCUGGGUGUUGUGUCAGGUGCCCGCCGGAGGCCGUGACCAGCCGGGAGGCAUGGGGAGGAAGGGGGCAGAUGGGGGGCUGUGAACCCAGAGGACCUGGGCCCUGGGCGGGGUGGGAGGGGGAGGGGGAGCUCCAGGGGUGAGGUGGGGGCUCAGCCCCAGGUCUGAGUGGAACGUUCCUCCGUGACUGUGGGAAGCCUCCCCGGAAGUCGCGCUGCGUGCAGCUCUGUGUGUGUUCCUGUGUCCACGCGUGUGUUGAGAGCCCACCAGCAGGGCAUGCAUGACUCUUUGGCGACAUGUGUUAUCUUGGAGCCACGUGUUUUUACUGCUGACUUUAAAUAUUUAUUCCACGGCAGACAGAGACAUUUGGUGUCUUUUUAUAAUUUGCUCGUGGUCAUUGAAUAGAGCAAUAAACAGAGCAUUUUGAGCAAAACUA